Trichoplax adhaerens is the source of this 528-nucleotide messenger RNA. RefSeq lists its product as uncharacterized. Gene Ontology annotation, biological process: potassium ion transmembrane transport; membrane repolarization during action potential. The transcript has a single exon. Lineage: Eukaryota; Metazoa; Placozoa; Uniplacotomia; Trichoplacea; Trichoplacidae. Gene Ontology annotation, cellular component: membrane. The annotation marks the transcript as partial. The record is from RefSeq and is a predicted model, not a curated record. Gene Ontology annotation, molecular function: inward rectifier potassium channel activity.
UUGAUAUCAUUGAAUAAACCUAAUCUACCGGAAUAUAAAUUGGAAGAAAUUCAAAUUCCUAGAUUCACUAUUAUACAUUAUUCGAUCUUAAAAGCAUUUUGGGACUGGCUUAUUCUAAUCAUGGUAUUAUAUACUGCUAUAGUUACGCCUUUUACAGCUUCCUUUAUUAUAGCUCAAGAUGUUCAGCGUACUAUACUUGAUCGUAAUCCUGAGACCAGAGUGAAUCAUGGAGUAUUAAACCCAUAUUCAGAUCCCCUCUUUAUCAUUGAUUGGAUAGUAGACAUUACUUUUAUUGUUGACAUUCUAAUAAAUUUCCGUACGACUUACGUCAAUUCGAAUGAUGAGAUUAUCACGGAUUGGAAAAAGAUCGGUUUACAUUAUUUAAAGAGUUGGUUUAUAAUCGAUCUUAUUGCUGCAAUUCCUUUCGAAUUAUUUAUUGGAGGAGAACAAAAUGAGCAGGUAAAAAUUUAUAACAAUAUUACAAUUAUAUCUAUUUUACUUUUUGAUCUGAUGUACUACAAAAGUUAA